This is a messenger RNA of Pocillopora meandrina, 416 nucleotides long. Lineage: Eukaryota; Metazoa; Cnidaria; Anthozoa; Scleractinia; Pocilloporidae. The record is from the annotation of a GenBank genome assembly.
AUGGAUAUCAAAACGUUGCUCGCCAAUCUUCAUGAAGAAGUAUCCUGCUCUGUGUGUAUGGUCACAUUUACUGAGCCAAAACAGCUUCCAUGUUUGCACAGCUUUUGCCUCCACUGUUUAGCAGGAAUCCAAAGAAACAGCGGCCGCCAUGAUGUUAUAACAUGUCCUGAGUGUCGAAGGGAGAGUCAAGUCCCUGGAGGAAAUUUAAAGAUCUGCCCACAAACUUUCGCAUCAACAGCUUACUAGAUGUGUUGGCCAUAAGGGACUGCGGUUCUACUGGAGUCAAAUGCGGAAACUGCGACAAACGAAGAGUAGAAAGUUUCUACUGUUUUCAGUGCUGCGCGUUCUGGUGUGACGAGUGUAUCACUGGCCACAACAUUAUCCGAGCAAAUAAAGAACACCGAGCUCUUGCACUG